GUGGUUGUUGGUUGGUCUAGCUCUGUGUCCACGGCUCUCGGGUAUCCGCACGAGAAGCUCCCCAGAAGCUCUCCGUCUCGCUCUGGCUCUCGCCCUGUUCGCGUUUUCGUGACUAAAUAAAACUAAGAUCUGCUUAGUUGAAGCAACAAGAAUCCUUAAACAAAUACUAAAUAAUAAUAAAUAAAUAAAAUAAUCUACGAUAACUGCAAGGUGCUGGUGCAUUCGCAUAAAAACAACCUUAGGAACCCCUGAAAAACCGGUUAUGCGCACCUCCUGAACGCGAAAACGAGACAGCUAGUGUGUGUGUGUGAAGUGGAGAAAACUAUCUCAGACAAAUUGCAUUGCUCGGUAGUACUUGUGUGUGUGUGUGGCCAUUGCAGCGAUCGCAGCAAGUCUCCAAACUCUACACAUUACGCAUACGCACCGUGUGCAGCUGACAUUAUCGCCGUUAUCGCCACAGUUUCGUCGGUCGCCGCUCUGUUUUGGCCUUUUCGCGUCGCCAUGGCUGCCAAAAGGCGUGUGUCGCACUGAAAACGCAAAAGAGUGAAAAACAAACCCAGAACUGUCGCCGCACUUGACGGUUGAGUAAACACAACGGUGGCCAUAUUUAUAUUAUAUCUGGUUCCCUCGUUCUCGUCGCGGUUGUCGCCUCUUUUGGCGGCCCCUAGAUAAGCCCUGACACACUAAAGUUCUACGCAAAACCCGCAUCGCGAAAGUUGUGACGGUUAAGCAAAAAAUAGAAAAAAAGGGUUAAGCCACAACAGUGAACAAGUGGAGACAAUAGUGAAAAUUGCGAUUCAAGUGAUAGUGGUGAAAAUUUCUCAAAAAACUCAAGUGAAAACGAAAGAACUUAAACAAUAAUGCGGAAUAAAAAGAUCUGUUGAUGAUCAAUUUGCAAUGAUCCCCAAGUAAAGGGUUAUUCAAGGCUCAAAUAGAACAAAAAUAAGUCAAGAAAAUAUAAACCGAAGCCAUGCAAGAAGUCUGCAGCACGCUGGACACGACCCCAAUGGGCACGCAGAUCAAAUCGGAAUCGCCGCUCAAUCCGCUGCAGGUGCAAACCGGCCAGACCUCGCUCCCAGUGGGUGGUGGAUGUGGCGGAGUCGGUGGACCCGGCGGAGUGGGUGUCGGACAGCCUGGUGUUGGCCAGCAGGGAGCACCACCAGUGCCGGCGGUAAUGCUGGUCAACAAGAUGGCUCCGAACUGUGAUAAACGGGCCGCGGAUACGGCCUACUGGAUGGCGGCCUCCGAGGGCGGAUUCAUCAACUCGCAGCCGUCGAUGGCCGAGUUCCUCAAUCAUCUGAGUCCAGAGAGUCCCAAAAUCGGCACACCUGUUGGUGCCGGCGCCAUCGGAGGAGGAGUGGGCGUCAAUGUUAAUGUCAAUGUUGGCGGGGUCGGCGUCGGAUAUCCGGUCGGCGUUGUCCCUCAAACGCCGGAUGGCAUGGACUCGGUGCCGGAGUAUCCCUGGAUGAAGGAGAAGAAGACAUCCCGCAAGAGCAGCAACAACAACAAUCAGGGUGAUAACUCCAUAACUGAAUUCGUUCCAGAAAACGGCCUGCCCCGACGACUGCGCACCGCAUACACCAACACCCAGCUGCUGGAGCUGGAGAAGGAAUUCCAUUUCAAUAAAUAUUUAUGCCGCCCAAGGAGAAUCGAAAUAGCAGCCAGCCUGGACCUGACCGAGCGACAGGUAAAGGUUUGGUUCCAAAACCGCCGCAUGAAGCACAAGAGGCAAACGCUCUCGAAGACCGACGACGAGGACAACAAGGAUAGCCUCAAAGGUGACGAUGAUCAGUCCGAUAGUAACUCCAAUUCGAAGAAAUCGUGUCAAGGCUGCGAACUGCCCUCCGAUGAUAUCCCCGAUUCCACGUCCAAUUCCCGCGGACACAACAAUAAUACGCCGAGCGCCACCAACAAUAAUCCCAGCGCUGGAAGUCUAACGCCCAACUCAUCCCUGGAAACGGGCAUCUCCUCGAACCUGCUGGGCAGCACCACCGUAUCCGCCUCGAAUGUGAUCAGCGCCGAUUCCAGCGUGGCAUCUAGUGUCAGUUUGGACGAGGACAUCGAGGAAAGCAGCCCCAUCAAGGUGAAGAAGAAAGACGACGGACAGGUCAUCAAGAAGGAGGCGGUGUCCACCUCGUCGAAGGCCUCUCCCUUUGGCUAUGAGAACUCCACGCCCAGCAGUCUGGUCAGCUUUCGGCGAGACUCGGAUGCUGCCGUCAUCGUUGGUGGCGGAGGAAGUGCACCUAUUAGCAAAGCGGGCAGCAAGAAGCGUUUUCAGAGCGGUGCCAAUGCCAUUGCCACGCCCACUCCGCUGACCGAUAGCAACGGGGGAAACGGUGGCGGUGGUGGCCCAGCCAGUGGGUACUUCCCCGGCUACUAUCCUAGUCCCAAGCAUCAGCAGCAGAUGCAGCAGCAGCAGCAACAGCAACAACAGCAGCAACUGCAUCCCCAGCAGCAGCAACAGCCGCAGGACUACUACGGCAAAUACGAUAUUGAAUUCGCCGCAUCGCCGCAUCACAACCCCCAUAAGCAGCAGGCCCUGCACGGCGAGUAUCUGAGUCCCAAACCAAACGCAGCCAGUUUCCACCAAAAUAGUCAACAACAACAACAGCACGAGCAGCAGUUCUACUACAACUACAAUGACACCAACGGCGGCAGCGCGUACUUGAACCACCAGCAGCAGCAACACCAUCAGCAGCACCAUGUGGCUGACUUUGAAGCGCCACCUGUCAACGGGCCGAGCAACUUCAACAACGGCUCGUACUACGACAAUAUGAGCUUUCAACAACAGGCGCAGGCUCACCAACACCAAGCGGUGGUGUUCCAACAACAACAGCAGCACCAGCAACACCAACAAGCCGCAAUUAAUCACCAACAGCACAUGCAUCACCUGGGCGCUGGGGAGACGUAUAGUGCUCUGGGCCUGCAAAUGGAGAACUGCGAGGGCUACAACAGUUUCGGAGGCGGCGGAAGCGGGUCUGGCUACUAUGAGGCGGGUCAACAACCCCCUGGCCCUGCCACCCACUCGCAUGGCCACCACCCCCACCACCAUGUGCAGGUGCAGGCGCAGGCGCACGCCCACAUCCAUGCCCACCACAACCCGGCGGCAGCAGCCCAGGCAGCUGUGGGGGUUCCGGGGGCAGUGGGAGUUGGAGUUGGAGUUGGGGUGGGACCACCUCCGCCGCCGCCAUCGCACAUCCACGGAUUCGCCCUAAACGGAGUAGGACCUGGUGGCCAGGGUCAGGGCUUUAGCAAUAAUGGAGCCAACGCUGCAGGAGCUGCGAUCGGUGGACUGGAGAACUCGAACAGCUCGUCGGACUUUAAUUUCCUGAGCAACCUGGCCAACGACUUUGCCCCGGAGUACUACCAACUCAGUUAGUUCAUGUAGGAAGCCGGAGGCGAAGCCAGUCAGCCAGAGGGCCGUGUACAUAUUUCCUUAGUCUAAUUCUCCCCCGUGUGCGUGAGUUUUGUAAUUCUCUUCGGUGUUGUAGCCUCGUAAGCACUUUGUCCGUAGCACAUAUCUGUAAAUACUAAGCUGGAGCUAACCCCAAGCAAGAGUUCUAUUCCGCGGCUAGCACCUUAACUAGGCUAAAUAAAUCUUGAAUGUCCACGUUUUGUUUUGGCUCCAAGUCGAAGUGAAAUUCUCUCGAAAAUUCCAUUCAGAAAUAAAAGACAAACUAACACAAAUUGUAUAUAGUUAGAGAAAUUCAACAACUUUCACACAAGUCCUAAUCAGUAAAUAUAUAAUUAUAUAUAAAUAUGUUUUGUAAAUAUCUGAUGUAGCUUAAAUCAAAACGUAAGGAUACACUGUCAUUAAAACUAAAAUAAAGCUUGAAAUCAAAAUUUGGAUCCCUCCCCUGAUUCAAGUGCAAUUUCUCUACAAAGAACUUUGAUUUAGAAUCUUAAGACCUUUCAAUUAUUUCAAUGUUUGUCCUGUUUGUAUGUUGCUCUACAUUUUCGCAUAAAAAUUAAACAAAUAUAUAUUAUAAAUAUGAUAAUAAAUAUCGGCUUAGAUAUCUUUGUAAGGCGAAAGAAUAAAAACUAAUUAAGAUAUGAGUAUGAAA
Molecule: messenger RNA, 4064 nt
Organism: Drosophila kikkawai
Lineage: Eukaryota; Metazoa; Arthropoda; Insecta; Diptera; Drosophilidae
Gene: pb
Product: homeobox proposcipedia
Biological process (GO): regulation of transcription by RNA polymerase II
Cellular component (GO): nucleus
Molecular function (GO): DNA-binding transcription factor activity, RNA polymerase II-specific; RNA polymerase II cis-regulatory region sequence-specific DNA binding
Source: RefSeq, a predicted model, not a curated record